AAUGGAUUUAAUAAAGUUGAAAUGAAGAAAUCAGCAGAUUCAUUAGGAGGUGCUGUAUGGUGUAUGAAACCAAAUUAUGCAAAUACAAUGUUGGCGAUAGGAUAUUGGGGUUAUGAUGAUAAAUAUCUUGUAAGCGGAUCAUCAGAUGGCAUAAUAUCUAAAUGGGAUGUUGGUAAAGGUAGAUGUGAUCAAAGGAUGACUGCAGAAACUUCAAAAGGAUCAGAGACAAUUAGUUGGGCAGUCAAAAUACUCAAAGGUGGGAUAAUCGUUAGUGGUGAUUCGCUUGGAAAUGUGCAAUUUUGGGAUGGAAAGAUGGGGACAGAGGUUUUUUCAAGCGGCGUAGAUCGUAAAUGUCGUUUAUUUCGUUAUGUCGAUCUAUCAUUGGAGUCAACUUCUGAUGAUGCAGAUCUUGAUUCGAUUAUGAGUUUUGAUGAUUCAACAGAUAUUAAUCGCAUUAAGAAUCUAACUGAACAAUGGAUUUCUGUUGGAUAUCAUCAUCAACAUUCUCAUAAUGUUGGAGCAUUUGCUUAUUUUGAAGCUCAAGAUUUUCAAGUCUUGGUGUUGAUACAACAUUAUCAGUAUCCCCAAGAGCUGAUUUUCCUCAAUAAAUUUCGCCAUUUACCAUUCACUCCCCAAAAACCUUUAAUAUGUUUAAAGUUAUGGAAAUUGGGAAAAGUUAUUUGGAAAUAUGUUAUUGUAUAA
Molecule: messenger RNA, 702 nt
Organism: Entrophospora candida
Lineage: Eukaryota; Fungi; Glomeromycota; Glomeromycetes; Entrophosporales; Entrophosporaceae
Source: the annotation of a GenBank genome assembly